AUGUCUUUGGGCUAUGAUAUAAAAACGCUCUCCCCUCCCUGUUAUUGUAAUGGUGAGAGUUUCUAUCCAGACUGUCCAUGGAGGUCUAAUCCCUCAAAGCAGAUCAAGUUCCUGGUGGAUCUCCUGUCUCAAGCAGCAGAGUGGGAGGAGCAGACAGGAGAGAAGACACUGAAGCUGGUAUCAUCAGUGUGUACUUACAGCACCUUUCAUUUUCCCAAUGGACACAAUUCUAAACAGAGUGAUUUCCUGCUGGAUCUGUACUCACAUGUGAAGGACUAUGAGACUCAAACAGGCAGGAGUUUCCUUCCAGCAUUACAGCCAGUUUACCAGUCAGCUCCUGCAGUCUGGUCCAUAGACCUCAGAAAGAGAAAGGCCUCCCUCCUCCUAGAAGUGCUGAAACUCCAACCAGAGAAGAAACCAGUAGAGCUGAAGGGCUGGUCAGAUGAAGAGAGUGAAGUGAGGAGUUUCCUUCAGUGUCUGCCCUACAUCUCACAGCUGAGGCUGAGUGUGGGUAUGACAGUAAAACUGUCCAGACUGGUUAGGAGGACAGGGAGAGGUGCUACUCCACUGACUGUCCCAGAACUCUCCCUGGUCCUAAAGAGCAGCCAGACACCAGAGAGAGUGUUAUCCAGGGCUCUGAGUAGUGUGGCGUCCCUGCUGAGACUCUGGAGGGUUCAGUGUCUGGACCUGACUAACUUCCGGAUCCAGGGUCACUCUCUCAUCACACUGCUGUGUCACCAGGGACCUCUCUCUCUCAGACUGAACUCAGACACUCUGCAGCAGCUGACUGUAGUUGUGUAUGAAGCUCAGGACAAGGACUUGACUCAGUUGUUCCUGGAGAAGGUUGGUGGAGACCUGAUCUCCUGCAGGCUGGACUGGGAAGUGCUUCUCUCUCUGCUGCAGCAUUCAACCCACAACAUCACUGUGGACCUCAGGAAGAACCGGCUUCUAGAGAAGAACAUCUCAGAUCUUCUCCCCUUUCUGGGAAGGGUUACUCUCAAGAGGUCCAGUUCCAGCUUUGUAAAGUCCUCCAUCAGACACAUCUAUGACAGUAGAGACAGUGACUGUGUGUCCAGUUUGUUGAGGUCUUCAGACCAUUGGAUCAACCUGAACAGCAGAGAGCUGGACAGAGUGGACUGUUCUGCUCUGUGUUUUACCCUGCAGCACAGCCACCAAGUCAAAGUCAACCUGCUGUGGACCUCCGUACCACCGGGGGAGAUAGAGAGCAUCCUGCCUCUUCUGGACAGAGUCUCCCAACUCAGUGUUGACAGGAGGUUACUACUGAGUUUCCUCCAGUGCUGUGCUGCCUCUCAGAUCCAGCAGGGGGCACCAUCAUCACCACCAACAGCAGUAUGGCUGCUCAGGUCUUUGCACUACAGGCUGGACUUCUCCUGCUCCUCCUCUGUGGACCUGUCAGCUCAGGACCAGGAGAAGGCUCUGUGUCUGACCACUGACCACUGCAGGGCCAUCAACUCUGUUCUGAAGCAGAACCAACACAGCACCCAGCUGGUCCAGAACCAGGUCCAGCUCAUCCUAAGAGACUGUGAGGUGGAGGACAGAGCACUGAGGGAGCUGCAUCCCAUCCUGCAUAUUGUCAAGCUGAGCUCCAGCAAAGCUCUGCUACUUCAGCUGCUGGACCUUGUGUGUGAGGGGAUUGAAGACGGGCUGCUGAGGCACGCAGAGUCCCUGUGCAGAGCCCUGGAUGGGGAGCUGGACCUCAGUGAGACCAGGCUGGACCAGAAGGCCUGUGGAUCUCUGGCCCUGGUUCUGGAACACUCAGAGGGUCUGUCAGAACUGGACCUCAGCCACUGUCAACUCACAGACCACCACCUACAGCCCCUGAUCACACACCUGCAUAAAGUACAAGUCCUGGACCUGAGCCACAAUGACAUCACUGAUGCUCUGACUGACAGAAUACUCCAACUGGUCUCUACCAACACACCGUACGGUAAACUCUAA
Messenger RNA from Salvelinus fontinalis (brook trout), 1959 nucleotides. RefSeq lists its product as uncharacterized. The record is from RefSeq and is a predicted model, not a curated record. Lineage: Eukaryota; Metazoa; Chordata; Actinopteri; Salmoniformes; Salmonidae. Gene Ontology annotation, molecular function: protein binding. Bases 1 to 1959 code for a protein of 652 amino acids. The transcript is spliced from 8 exons.